Molecule: messenger RNA, 1809 nt
Organism: Amblyraja radiata (thorny skate)
Lineage: Eukaryota; Metazoa; Chordata; Chondrichthyes; Rajiformes; Rajidae
Gene: sar1b
Product: secretion associated, Ras related GTPase 1B
Exons: 7
Coding region: 118-726 (202 amino acids)
Biological process (GO): intracellular protein transport
Molecular function (GO): GTPase activity; GTP binding
Source: RefSeq, a predicted model, not a curated record
UGGUGUCGUGGCGGUGACGGCGAGUCCAGGCGGCGAUUGUCGGAUCAGGUGCCCGCGCCGAGCCGAGCCCCGGCCUCCCCCCGCUCACGCUGUCCGGAUUUUUUUUAAGACCCGGAUAUGACCUCCUUUUUUGAAUGGAUUUAUAGUGGUUUCACUAAUAGUUUUUCUAGUGCGCUUCAGUUUCUAGGACUAUACAAGAAAUCAGGAAAGUUAGUGUUUCUAGGACUGGACAAUGCUGGAAAGACUACGUUGUUGCACAUGCUCAAAGAUGAUAGACUGGCACAGCAUGUGCCAACACUACAUCCAACCUCGGAAGAGCUGACGAUUGCUGGGAUGACUUUUACUACUUUUGAUCUGGGUGGCCAUGCACAAGCUCGCAGAGUCUGGAAAAACUACCUCCCUGCCAUCAAUGCCAUUGUCUUCCUGGUUGACUGUGCAGACUGCGAGCGUCUGGCAGAAUCUAAAGCGGAGCUUGAUGCACUAAUGACAGAUGAAACUGUUGGAAAUGUGCCUAUUCUCAUCCUUGGAAACAAAAUUGACCGACCUGAGGCAGUUAGUGAAGAAAAGUUCAGAGAGCUGUUUGGACUGUAUGGGCAGACAACGGGAAAGGGAAAUAUUUCCAUGAAGGAGCUUAAUGCGCGACCACUAGAAGUCUUCAUGUGCAGUGUCCUAAAGAGACAAGGUUAUGGAGAAGGUUUCCGUUGGCUAGCCCAGUACAUAGACUGAAGCUGAAUUAUGAGAAUGCAAUCAGUCAAGGACUGAAGACUCAUCUACCAACGUACUACAACUUGAACCUAAUAGACAUUUUCUGGGCAUAUGUUUGGUUAUAAAAGUUUGAUGUUUUUCUAGAAGAAUAACAAUAACAUGGCUGUGCUUAAAAGAAAAAAAAUCAUCUGUAUGUAUGAAGCCUCAAAAAAAAAAAGUUCUUAAACGAUUUGUAUGUUUGACGUUACAAUAUGGUAACAUUCUAAUUUCAGUGGAUAAAAUACUUGUUUCUUUAUUUGAUUUAUUACAUUAACCAAACUAUCAAUCUGUACAGUUUUGAACAGAGUGUGUACUUAGACAAAAAUAGCCUCUGAAUGCACUUUUUAACAUGAAAGCAACGUACGUGAGUGGUAUUUAAUGAUCAUGUCAAAUUUUUUAUGUACUAUUUUUGAAAUUGUUCGGUUCAAUAAAUUUAGAACAUGUAACCACCUAUCCUUUUAGUAUCUGAAGAAGACAAAUAUUUUUAGAAAAAUCUCAAUUUAGUGAGACUUUCUGCAUGAUGCCUUAACAUUCAAGUGGCCCUCAGCAUGUUAAUCUGUAACCUAUUUAUUCCUCCCUUGAAAAAUAGAUACACCAAAUGCUCAUUCCAUAUCUAUUUCUGUUGUUCUGCUGCAAACUGUAAGCACAGCUCAAUUUUAUUUAAAGCUUUAAAUUAUAUCCUCUUCAUAGAAUGGAAAGCACGAAUAAAUUAUACAUGCAUGAAAUAUUCCCACUAGCAUUUUCCUUCAAACAUGUUAGGAUCUGUUUAAAGACAAUUAAUUUGUACGAAGUUAAUCCUUUGGCGAGAAUUCUUCCAGUCUCCUGUUCUUAAUCCUUAGUUUUCUGUGUUUAUGCCCAGGCAGAUACAGCUGGAAAUGCAAGCUAGGAUGAGUGUCAUUCUGCUAAAGAAUAGUUGAGGAGUAACUGUCCUAUUGUUCCACAGUAAGGAUUAUUCAGCAUGACAGCAACUGAAGACAGCUAGGACAGAAGUGCUUGAUGGUAAUGUGAACCAAAAAAAAAAGAACAAUCCUUGUCUACAAUGUAAUUAAACUUGUUUCACAUGCA